AUGGCCCCCACCGAAUCCGACAUCCUCACCCACUACCUCGUCCAGCCCGCGCCGCUGACGGCCAUCACCACUUUUGAGCAGUUCCAGGCGCUCUUCCCGCGACAGCUGCGCACCGCCGGCGGCGACGCCUCGACUUCCCACCAGCAGCAGCAGCAGCAGCAGCCCCUGCGCUCGCUGUUCCGGGAUCUGCAGGCGCAGCGCAACGCGCGCGUCGUCGACGCUGUUGCGGAAAACGUGGCCGCCGAGGCGCGGCGCGGCGCGGCCAUGCGUCGCGAGGUGCUGCGGCAGCGACGCCGCGACGACGACGAUGCGGAUGGGGACGCCGACGGCGAGGUCGACAUGGAGCGGGCGCUGUUUGGGGACGCGAGCGGGGCGCGUGGUGCGAGACAUACGGUGCGCUCCGUCGUGCCUGAGCUUGAUGGGGCUGCCGAGGCGCUCGAGGCGGAGAUUAGGCAGCUGCGCGACGAGGAGGCGGCGCUCAUGGCGUCGGUGAAGCAGACAAUCGGCGGGCUCAGCGACCUGCGGUACGGGAAGCUGGCCAACGGCAAACUGAGAGGAGAGGUCCUCGACGGGCUCGACUCGUUGCAGCAAACAUGCCAUGACAAAUCUUGA
Messenger RNA from Hirsutella rhossiliensis, 612 nucleotides. Its product is annotated as cnl2/NKP2 family protein. The transcript has a single exon. Bases 1 to 612 code for a protein of 203 amino acids. NCBI's taxonomy places the organism in Eukaryota, Fungi, Ascomycota, Sordariomycetes, Hypocreales, Ophiocordycipitaceae. The record is from RefSeq and is a predicted model, not a curated record. Gene Ontology annotation, biological process: chromosome segregation. Gene Ontology annotation, cellular component: Mis6-Sim4 complex; kinetochore.